Messenger RNA from Oppia nitens, 1408 nucleotides. RefSeq names its product legumain-like. The record is from RefSeq and is a predicted model, not a curated record. The coding region runs from base 26 to 1408 and encodes 460 amino acids. Gene Ontology annotation, biological process: vacuolar protein processing. Gene Ontology annotation, molecular function: cysteine-type endopeptidase activity. The transcript has 7 exons. NCBI's taxonomy places the organism in Eukaryota, Metazoa, Arthropoda, Arachnida, Sarcoptiformes, Oppiidae.
UGUAAUAUAAUUUUUCUAAAAAAAAAUGUGGUGGCCAGUUAGUUUUUUAUUAUUAGUGCUCUAUUGUUGGUCAAUUCAGGCCUACAAUAGCUACCCGUUUAGUGGCCACCUAAGCGAACCGGUACUGGAAAAUGGCACCCGUUGGGUGGUAUUGGCUGCUGGCGGUACCGGUUGGGGUAACUAUAGACAUCAGUCAAACGUUUACCAUACCUAUCAAGUAAUCCGAUCGCAUGGCAUACCCGAUAAAAACAUAAUUGUCAUGCAUUACGAUGAUCUGGCCUACAAUAAAGCAAAUCCCACACCGGGUAUUGUUGUUAAUAAAUUGAACGGUUCGGACGUCUAUAAGGGUGUGCCCAAAGAUUUUACUGGCAACGAUGUCAAUCCACUUAAUUUUUUGGCUGUACUACGUGGCGACCCUGUACUGGCCCGUAAUGGCAAAAAAGUUGUCAACAGUGGACCCAAUGACUAUAUCUAUGUAUACUUUAUAGAUCAUGGAUCUGAUGAUUUGAUAGCCUUUCCCCAUCAGUAUCUGUACGGCGAAGAACUAAACGAUCAGCUCAGGGAUAUGUUUGAUAAGAAACGUUACGCUAAAAUGGUUUUAAAUAUUGAGGCCUGUAAUUCAGGUUCAAUGUUUGAAAAACUGUUGCCCCAGGAUAUCAACGUAUGGGUAACAACAUCGGCCAAUCCAAUGGAGUCUAGCUAUGCAUGCGAUUACGAUCCCCUACGUAAAACCUACCUGGGCGAUUAUUAUUCGGGCACAUGGAUCGAAAAUAUCGAAUCACAAGAUCUGGAUAAUGAAACACUGAUAGAAAUGUAUGAGUAUAUUAAGGUAAGGGUUAACAUAUCGCAUCCGCAAGCCUAUGGUGAUGGACAGGUAGCCAAAAUGGUGGUAUCGAAAUUUUUAGGAAAUAAGCCUAAAAAUCUACUACCGGUGCCCACCACCACAUCAUCAAGUGAUUGUCAUCCGGUUAAAAGCCAGGAUAUGGCCAUACAUUUAGCCGAAAUGAAUUACCGAUAUUCGGCCAGUGAUAAUGAACGUCGGCAAUACCUGAAACAAUUGGAUACCAUAGUAAAGGGUAGACAUUUAAUGGACAAACAUUUUGAACGCUAUGUCCAAAGUAUUAUUGAUCAGUUGGGUAGUUCAGGCACUACUACUACUACCAGUGCUCUACUAAAUGAUAGACAUGAGCUAACAAAUCGAAAAUGUUAUCGUCAAUUAGUAGAUAUGUUUCAUCAACAAUGUUUCAAUUUGAACCAGAAUCCAUACGGUUUUAGUAAAUUGAAAAUUUUUGUCAACAUUUGUGAACAACUAGUUGUCGAUAAUGUAUUGGACAUACAAUUUAUGGUCAACUCAUUGAAACACUACUGUCAACAAAACGUUGUCAACGAUUAUACUAAUAUUGAAUGA